GUAUCACCGGAGCAAUGCUUGAAGUCACUCUCAUCAGCAACAAAGCGAAGCAACAGCAGCAGCAGCACUGACGUAAACCAUCCACCACAUCACCGGAAUCAUACGGACCAGGACCGACACCAUAUCGUCUCCUCCGCAGGACGUAUAGGAUGGAAACGGAGCGCUGAGAGAGACUGGGAUCGUGAUGAUGCUCGGACUCCAAUUCACGGCAACAUUUGAAAUGCGCGUUAAAUGGAGACUCAUGACGAGAGAUGCUGCAGGGUGCCGCAUUGCCUGGCCGCUUGAUGAUGGUAGGAUAGAACAGCGCUUUUAACCGUGAUGCUCGUUCUUAGAUGCUUUCGGGGUGGGAUUUGUAGUCGAUUGAAUGCCUCAGAUUUGAUCAUACGCAAACUAAGACGAUUUCAGCCUGCUUAAGCCAUACAUGCAUACACAUAUACAAUCGAUGAGCACGACCAGAUGAAUGUGAAUUUACGUUGCAGAACAAGCAUUAAUAAACCCACAAUACAGGUGAACUCAGAAGGAGUAUAUGAGGUGAACUAACAGUGUCUUAGCUUACACUCAGGACCAUCUCCGAAGUCAGGUUUUUAUUUGCAAGCACUGCAGUGAUAGGGCUCUUUAUGAUUGAUAUUUUCAUCAUCAGUUAGGUAAUAUACAGUGAUAGUAUAUACAGUCAGUCUUGGUUCAGUGCAAGGACAAUGACUCAUUUACAGGCAGGCCUGUCUCCAGAAACCCUGGAGAAAGCCAAGGUGGAGUUAAAGGAGAACCCCGACACUUUGCAUCAGGACAUACAGGAGGUUAGGGACAUGAUCAUCACCCGUCCAGACAUUGGCUUUCUCAGGACAGACUUGUACACUUUUGUGGAUAUUCUGCGAGCUAUUUUACUUUCUCUGGAGGCAAUGAUAGAAGACCCCGAGCUACAAGUAAAUGGAUUUGUCUUGAUCAUUGACUGGAGUAACUUCACUUUCAAGCAAGCUUCCAAGUUAACUCCAAGCAUGCUGAGAUUGGCAAUUGAGGGCCUGCAGCCUAUUCUGCCGUCUGAGCUGGGUGGCAUGCUGCCUCCUUACGACAUGGGCACCUGGGCCAGAACGUUGCUGGACCACGCGUAUGACGAAGAGACGGACUACUGCCCUGAAUCCUAUACCUUGUCUGUCAAAGACCUGGAGAAAGAUCUGUCCCCCAAAACUAUGAAAAGGUCCCAGUCUGUGGUGGAACCAGGUGUCCUGAAACGACCAGAGAAAGUGAAAAGCGAAGAAGAAAACAUGCAGCCGCUGCUUUCUCUGGACUAA
Messenger RNA from Sinocyclocheilus rhinocerous, 1286 nucleotides. Its product is annotated as clavesin-2-like. Bases 696 to 1286 code for a protein of 196 amino acids. Lineage: Eukaryota; Metazoa; Chordata; Actinopteri; Cypriniformes; Cyprinidae. Gene Ontology annotation, biological process: lysosome organization. The record is from RefSeq and is a predicted model, not a curated record. Gene Ontology annotation, molecular function: phosphatidylinositol bisphosphate binding. Gene Ontology annotation, cellular component: membrane; clathrin-coated vesicle; endosome. The transcript has 4 exons.